CGCGGUGUGAAGGUGUGUUAUUAAACUUUGGUUGAAAUGUCCUCGCCGAGGAUUUCUGCGGAGAAUCGCUCACGUCUCGAGUAAAGACAGCGAGCUCUUCUGGACAUGUCUGCUGCCCCGGAGCCGCGCGGGGGAAACGGAGCGUCCGCAAAUCAGCGUUUCCACUUCACCCAGAGGCUUCCGGCCCGGCGGCCCGGCGGCCCCCGCUCCUCUCGCAGGAGCCCCGUCUACGUGUCUUUUGUCCACCAGGCCGUCUUGUGGGAGCGAGGACUCGGCCUCCGCGCUGCCCGCCACCAUCGUCCGGCUCAGCGGCCCGCGCCGUGCCCCCGGUUCUUGUCCCACAUGAAAGCUCGACCCUCGGACCUCGGACCGCCUCGAUUCCCGAGCUCCGAGUCCAGACCGCCGCCGCCGUCUCGGGAGGAGGCGGCGAAAACGCACGCGCUCGCCGCCCCGAGGACGCAGACGUUGGAUGGUUUCGUCCGUCUCAAUCCAGACGGAAGAGGAAACGCCGUGCAGCUGGCGGGACGGCGCCCUGCUGUCGUUGUUCCCUGUCCUCCGCUCUCUGCCGCUCCGCCGCCGCCCGCCGCUCGCCCGGCGCCUCCACGCCGAAACGACCACGAGAGACGGCGCCGCGAGGCGACCACGGCGCCGCCUCCCUCCUCCGGUCAGCCGGCUCCGGAGGGGACAGUCGAGGUUCGGAGGAUGGAGAGGGAGUCCACCCCGGAGCCGGUCGGACUAGAACCCUCCUCGCCGCCGCCCUCGCCGCCCUCCACCAUCUCACGCGGCUCUUUCUCGGAUUUUAGCCGUCCGCCGUCGAGCCUGUUCAGCCGCAGCACUGACCUCGCCAGCGGCCGCAGCAGCGUCCUGCCGGGUGCCGAUUCUGGAGACUCGGACCCAGAAGGCGGCGUUCGUUUGUCCCCGUUGGCCGGAUCCAGCCCUCGCCAACCACCCGCUCCGCCCUGUGACCCCGCUCCGCCUCCCCGAAGGUCAGGUGACCUCCGGCGAUCAGAGAAACCUCUGAGCGGGAGGGAAAGCUCCGGAAUCACAACGAGUCUCCCGCCAGAUGCUCCUCCAGACCGUCGCCUCCACCCGGCCACGGCCUCCGAUCGGGCCCUCGUUACCACGGCUUUCCCCUCCGCCACCUGGUCUUCCUGCCCGAGUCCACAGAGGACCACUCCCUCCCGCUCCUCCGGGUCGGGACCGCCGCCGACCCCGUCCGCGUCGGGGACUGGGCUGGAGUCUCGCCGCUGGUCCGUGCUGCCGCCCAUCUCCCCCGCCGGAGGCCGCUGUGUCUCCGCGGCGUCGCGCUACUCGGAGCUCAGCUGCUCUCAGUCCCACGUGUUUGACGAGCUGGAGGCCAUCGCCCCGCGGUCCACUUCCUGUCCGUCCGGGGGCCGGCUGUCAGACUCAUCGGGCUGCCCUUCACCCGACAGAGAGCUGUCUCCCGGCCUGGCGGCGCUGACGGUGGGCUGCGACUCCGGGAAUCUGGGCUCGCUGUCCCGGGUCCGGCUGCUCCUCCUGGACCGACCGCAGCCCGAGACCCUGCCGGGGCUCUACGGUCCGGAAGAGGAUCUCUUCUCGCCGACGGAGGACUGGUCUGAUCUCAGGAUGCGGUAUGCUCCAGAAGGUGGCUCGAGGCCCCUCACAGCCGGCUCUGGAAAGUGUGACUCUGCAGGGAAAGCUCAUGGAGACAAGUCGGAUGAGUCCGAUGGAGGUUCUGGGUCUCCGUCUUCGUGGAUCAUCGACCCGAGUCCGUCUCUGCACAUGCUCAGAUCCGCCCUGUCCCCCUGCCGGUCCGACCACGGCUCCAGCAGAGUGGAAGGGGGCCUCACCGAUGAGGAGGAGGAGGAGGAGGCCAAUUAUCUGCGAUGGGGGGGCCGAGUCGAGCCCGGGAGCCUAGACGACAGGACUGAAGAGAAGGAGAGGAGGAUGGAGGAGGGGAAAACAAAGGUGCUGAACUUGCUUUCCAAACUGCAGGAUGAGGCUCCACGGCCGCCCAAUGGCAGCAAAGGCUGCUCCGACUUCGAGGACUUCGACUUCUUGGCAAAGUUUUGCAUUUUCAGCCAGGAGACGCUGGCCGAGUACAAAAGAGCUUUUGAAGCAGAGGACGCUGACGGUGACGGCUACGUCUCGUGCCUUCAGGCUCUCCUCGCUCUGAAGAGCGUCAUCCCUCCGGAGCUGCUGUCUGACGAGGAGGAGAUCUACGUCUACAGGAUCUUGGAGAUGGUGGACUUCAGGGUGGCAGAUGGACUCGUGGACCUGAGGCUCUUUGCCGUGAUUGCGAGCCUGGCCCAGAAAAUAGCCGCCAUGGAUGACUUCAUGCGAUCGCUCAUCACCGACAUGGACUUCCGCUCAUUAGAAGUGAGGCUCUUCAAGGUGAAGCAACUGUUCCUGUUCCUCCUGGAGGAGCAGGAGGAAGGAGGAGCCGCCGGAGGCUUCAUCAGCGCGGAGCAGCUCCUCCUGGAGCUGAAGGCCGGGGGGAUCCACCAGGAUGCGGCCGUGCGGCUGCAGCUGCAGCGCGUCCCCCCCCUGGACCUGCUGGACUUCCUGGCCUACCUGCCGCUCUUCAUGCUCAUCCACAAGUCGGUCAUCACCAACCCGCUGGACGACGCCGGCGACCUCUGACCUCGGUCUGCACCGCCCCCCCCCCCCAUCUACAUCUACAAUUUAAGCAGAGAUCACAGUUCCAGUUUUGUACUAUAUCCAGUUGUGAUUUUAUAUAUAUAUAUAUAUAUAUAUAUAUACAUAUUAAUCAAAUGUG
Messenger RNA from Pseudoliparis swirei, 2761 nucleotides. RefSeq names its product serine/arginine repetitive matrix protein 1. The record is from RefSeq and is a predicted model, not a curated record. NCBI's taxonomy places the organism in Eukaryota, Metazoa, Chordata, Actinopteri, Perciformes, Liparidae. Bases 106 to 2625 code for a protein of 839 amino acids. The transcript is spliced from 15 exons. Gene Ontology annotation, molecular function: calcium ion binding.